This is a messenger RNA of Musa acuminata AAA Group (dessert banana), 856 nucleotides long. Its product is annotated as large ribosomal subunit protein uL15x-like. Gene Ontology annotation, biological process: translation. The record is from RefSeq and is a predicted model, not a curated record. NCBI's taxonomy places the organism in Eukaryota, Viridiplantae, Streptophyta, Magnoliopsida, Zingiberales, Musaceae. Gene Ontology annotation, cellular component: cytosolic large ribosomal subunit; ribosome. The coding region runs from base 69 to 509 and encodes 146 amino acids. The transcript is spliced from 2 exons. Gene Ontology annotation, molecular function: structural constituent of ribosome.
GCUUUUUGAAUCUACUGCUCUCGUUCCGUUGUGUUCCCGAAACCCUAACCCGAAGGAGCGGCGGCGCGAUGACGACGCGCUUCAGGAAGAACCGGAAGAAGCGGGGCCAUGUGAGCGCCGGCCACGGACGCAUCGGUAAGCACCGGAAGCAUCCGGGUGGCCGCGGGAACGCCGGUGGCAUGCACCACCACCGCAUCCUCUUCGACAAGUACCACCCGGGCUACUUCGGCAAGGUCGGCAUGCGCUACUUCCACCGCCUCCGCAACAAGUUCCACUGCCCUGCCGUCAACGUCGACCGCCUCUGGUCCCUCGUCCCCGACGCCGUCAAGGACGCUGCCGCCAAGGACGCCGCCCCCUUGAUUGACGUCACCCAGUUUGGGUACUUCAAGGUGCUCGGCAAGGGGAUGCUGCCCCCGGAUCGCCCCGUUGUCGUCAAGGCCAAGUUGGUGUCGAAGAUCGCCGAGAAGAAGAUCAAGGCCGCCGGUGGCGCGGUCGUGCUCACUGCUUGACUCGGAACCCAUGACAAACAAAAGAAAUAUGUUUAUGAAGCUUUACACUGGAAGAGUUUGGAGCCCUCAGAUUGUCUUCUCCGAAGCAACUUGAAAGGGAUUGAAUCUAUUCAGAGGAUAUGCUGAAACAUAUGGAAGAAAUGGUAGAGAAUGUGGCUAGAAGGUGAAUUCGGUCGGACACAUGCAUGCAUGGCAAACUGUUAAUGAUAACUUUUGAGGAUCAAAAUGUUGCUAUCGAUAUCUUGGUUUCCUCAAACUGUCGACUCAGGCAGGGAAUCCUGUUUGGCACCAAAGGAUUGUUUUGGACAUUUUGUUCACCAUUAGACAGGUUGAGAUGGUUGACUGGA